This is a messenger RNA of Rhododendron vialii, 1792 nucleotides long. RefSeq names its product E3 ubiquitin-protein ligase RHF2A. Lineage: Eukaryota; Viridiplantae; Streptophyta; Magnoliopsida; Ericales; Ericaceae. The transcript is spliced from 9 exons. The record is from RefSeq and is a predicted model, not a curated record. Bases 269 to 1474 code for a protein of 401 amino acids. Gene Ontology annotation, molecular function: ubiquitin-protein transferase activity.
GGUUGUUCUGCGUGGGCUCACCGUCCAAAAAAAAAAAAAAGCACUGGAAAAAGAAAAAGAAGAAAGACAAACUGCAAAGACGAAAGUCUUCUCUCUCUCCAACAUUAAUAUCAGCGUCAUCGUCUUUGCAGCCUAGGGUUUCUUCCUCACCUUUCCUCUCUUAUCUUCCUCUCCAUCCAUCCAUCCAUCCUUCACUCUCUCUCUCUCUCGCUCUCUCCUCUAAUCGCAGCAUCUGUCAGAAUUAACCUAAGAUCGUUGUGCAAUUUCCAUGGAGGUUGAAAAGAUGGAAGAGGGCGUAAAGUCCGAGAACCAUUUGACAUCGGCUGCAGCUUUUGUGGAAGGUGGAAUUCAAGAAGCCUGUGAUGAUUCUUGCAGCAUAUGCCUUGAAGCAUUUUGUGAAAGUGAACCAUCGACGGUGACUUGUUGCAAGCAUGAGUUUCACCUUCAGUGCAUUCUUGAAUGGUGUCAGAGAAGCUCCCAGUGCCCAAUGUGUUGGCAACCCAUCAGCUUGAAGGAUCCCAGCAGCCAGGAAUUGCUUGACGCUAUAGAACAGGAAAAGAGCUUUAGAGCCAAUGCACGUAGAAAUACCACGAUAUUUCAUCAUCCGACCCUGGGGGAUUUCGAAUUACAGCAUUUACCAGUUGGCGGAACUGAUGCUGAACUCGAAGAGCGUAUUAUUCAGCACUUAGCUGCCGCUGCUGCCAUGGGGAGGACCCGCCAUAUUGCUAGGAGGGAAGGUCAGAGGAAUAGAUCAUCAGCUCAGGGUCGUCCCCAUUAUCUCGUGUUCUCAACUCAUUCCAAUGGUCCGCCUGUUGCUUCUGUGUCUUCUUCUCCGACUCAGAGCAUUGAAAGUGAUUCAGCUUCUUCAGCAGCAGUAGCUGAGCCGACUUCUCUUAUAACUGUCGGAGAAGAUUCCACACAAAUUGUUCCUCCACGUUCUAGUCAAGCUGAUCAGAUUUAUGCCUCUGCAUCUAGAUCAACUGUUCUUGCUUCCAAUCACCAUGGAACUUCCUCGCACAAUCAGUCUCCUACUCAGUCUCCCACUGAUAGUCAUGAUAAGGCAGGACCAUCUGAGUUCCAAUCCAUUUCAGAAUCUCUAAAAUCCCGAUUUAAUGCAAUGUCAAUGAGAUAUAAAGAGUCGAUUACAAAGAGCACAAGGGGUUGGAAGGAGAAACUUUUCUCCCGCAACACUAACAUGACGGAUAUUGGUUCUGAAGUAAAGGGAGAGGGCAAUUCAGGAAUUUCUACUGUAUCAGGCAUGAUGGAGCGUCUUGAGACAAGAGACAAUAGCAGAACCAACACUGAUUCUGGAUCAAGUAGUUCGCAGGAAGCCAACACUGCUGAUGAAUCUACUAGUUUACAUGAUGUCUCAGUUCCAGAUCUGGUCAACCAGCAGAUUCCGGUGACUGAUUGUAACAAUGUUGUGAAUGAGGGUACACAAACUUCAUGUGCCACAGGAUCUGCUGCAAACUAGGCGCUUUUUGAGGAACCAUGCUGAGUUUUCUUAGUUAAAGGUAGACUCUUUCUUCAGCUGUAUGGAUGCUUUACUUCUCUCCUGGGCCGGUUGUUUCACUUUUUACAUGUGGAAAUUGUUAUGUUAUACAGAAUAAAUGGAGUAGAGAGAGACAGGCGCUCUAAAUUUGGAUAUCUAAACAGCGACCUCACUAUUGAAUAUAAAUCUGUUUAUAUCUCAUGAAGUUAUUCGUACACAUAGUUAUGUAAUUAUAUAUACCUGCUUUUGUAUGCUAGUUGAGUAAUCGUACUUUAAUAGAUCUGUCUGUUUGAUUGGUCA